Rhizopus microsporus ATCC 52813 is the source of this 696-nucleotide messenger RNA. RefSeq names its product CSD-domain-containing protein. Gene Ontology annotation, cellular component: nucleus. The transcript is spliced from 6 exons. Lineage: Eukaryota; Fungi; Mucoromycota; Mucoromycetes; Mucorales; Rhizopodaceae. The coding region runs from base 133 to 405 and encodes 90 amino acids. Gene Ontology annotation, molecular function: nucleic acid binding. The record is from RefSeq and is a predicted model, not a curated record. Gene Ontology annotation, biological process: regulation of gene expression.
CUGCUUAAUACAAGGCUUCCAAAUACAUCGUAAUACCUUCUAUAAUGUCUAUAAAAAAAAAGGGUUUCAUUCUUUUUUUUUCGCUUUUUUUUUGCCCAAAGUUUAUAUAGAAGAAAAAAGAAGAAGUGAUCCAUGACCAGCCGACGUAAAGGACAUGUUAAAUUUUUCAAUUCAAUAAAAGGAUACGGUUUUAUUCUACCAGACAAUCAAGAGGAAAAAGAAGAGGUAUUUGUACAUCAUACAGCCAUUCAUAAUGAUGGCGGGUUUAAAAGUUUAGCAGAGGGUGAAGAGGUUGAAUAUGAUAUAAUCAGAGGGCCUAAAGGAAUGCAGGCUGCCAAUGUAACUGGACCCGACGGAACAUCUGUUAAAGGUGAUCCAAGGAAUCGGCAGAGGUAUCCAAGGUAAUAAUGAUGACAACAUCAAUAAUAGAGAAAAGGGAAAGAGAGAGGGUUGCAUAAAUUUAGAGAGCAGCAGAUGGUCUCAUAGGUAACCCAGUUUUAGUAGUCAUAGUAGCAAUGGUGCUGGUGGCAUUAAUGGUAGUAAUGCAGCUUAUAUAAUGGACCCUUAUUCAAUACCUUAUGUCAUGCCAGGCUAUCCAUAUGUUUAUGGGUAUCCUUUUUAUCCUUCUAAUGCCUACGUUGUCAGAGAAACAACUGAACCUCCAAAAGAAAUACAGCAGCAGCAGCAACAACAGCA